Messenger RNA from Theileria parva strain Muguga, 6465 nucleotides. RefSeq lists its product as uncharacterized. The coding region runs from base 1 to 6465 and encodes 2154 amino acids. The transcript has 2 exons. The record is from RefSeq and is a predicted model, not a curated record. Lineage: Eukaryota; Apicomplexa; Aconoidasida; Piroplasmida; Theileriidae.
AUGAAAAGAUGUAUUAUAAACAUAAAAUUAUUGAUUUAUAUUAUAUUGCUCCAGCAGUGGAAGGCUCUAGAAUCUCUUCCAACUUCGUCAAGUAGUGAUAAAUCCCCUGCCCCUUCUAAUCCUAGCGGAGGUCAAUCCUCCACACCUCGAUCUCAAAAUCAAACUUCCUCUAGUUCAACACAAUCACAAUUGAGAACAUCCACAAAUAAUUCAACUAGGACUAAUUCCAGUGUAAAUCAACAAAAUCAGUCACCUAAAUCUCCGUCUCAGUCACAAUCACAAUCACAAUCGAGUUCAUCCAUAAAUUCUGUAACAACUCCAACUGGUACCCGAUCGGAUCAAUCUCAGGUUACCAAGAUCACAGUUGAUAUUGAUAAGAAGUCAAGUACCAAUGAGUUAGAGUACUCCAAAAAUGAUGAAAUUCAUAAAUACGCUCCUAAGUCUGGUCAUGUAAUCACUAAAGUUACCAAUGGUAGUGCUGUUAUUUGGGAGUCCGAUGAUAAUGUAUAUUCAUUAAGAGUAGCUUUGAACGAUGUCAGUAGUAAUCCUGAGGAACACUUUUUGUCCGUACUUGAUAAUAAUGGUGCACUUUACCUUUUCCAGAAAUCGAGUGAUAAUUCCUGGAAAGAUGUAACUGAAGAUAGAUACUGUCUCUUUAACCUUAAAUUCUUAACAGAUAACGAUGAAGAGAUUGCCAAAGAUAAAUAUUCUUUAUGUAUUUAUUGUUUUACCUAUUCAUGUGCUUUUGAUAAAGGUUCUAAAUGUAGUAAAAUUAAAUAUGACGACCAAAUUAUUUGGAACGCAAACGAUCAUACUGGUUUUGCGCCCAUAAAAGAAGUGUAUUUAUACAUGAUUCCAAUUAAAGCAUUUGUGAGGGGUAAUAAGGAUCAAUACAAAAAAUUGGAAUUAAAAAAGUCGGCUCAACCGAAUGAAACUGUUGAUACCGUUGCUAAAGUUACCGAUGCAUCCGAUACUAAAUCUAGUCCAGCUCCCGUUGCUACUCAAUCAACUCCUACCAGACCGACUACCAGGCUCACCAAUGUCAUCGUCGACAUCGAUAAGAAACAGAACAGUAAUGAGUUUGAUUACUCCAGUGAUGAAAAUUAUCAUACUUACACUCGUAAGACUGGCCACUCAUGCAGUAAGGUAAUGCAGGGCACCAGUCUUAUCUGGGAAUCCCAAGAUAACGCUUGUGGUACGUUGGUCAGGUUUAAGGAACAGAAAUUACUGGUUAUCUUACUUGAUAAUAAUACAUUCAAACUGUUCCAACAUUUAUCGGGCAAGUGGACUGAUAUAACCAAGGAUAGGUAUGAUGUUACCAAAUUGAAACUCCUAGGUGAGGGCGAUAGUGUGCUGAAUUCUUCCAACUAUAAAAUAAAUAUUGUAGACUUGUCAUUUUGCUAUUCACUCAAUCAAGGAAUUAAGUGUGCAGCUGUAAAAUUGGGAGAUGAUGUUGUCUGGAAAACAGGUGACGAUCCGAAGUUUCAACAGAUAAAGACGUUUUUUCUCGGACUUGCUUCAAACAAUUUCUAUGUCAAGAACAUGUCUGAUGAAAUUAAGAAAAUUGAUUUUAAACCGACUCCAGCUACCACUCCUGAGGCUAAACAAACAACUACUGCAACUAUUACACCUACAACAGCUACUACACCUGCUACUCAAACUACAGCACAACCUCAAUCGCAGACUACAGCACGACCUAGAACACAACCUCAAUCACCUACAACAUCACAACCUAGAACACAACCUCAAUCACCGACAACACCUACUACACAGCGCCCUAAAUCAUCAGAAGCUGAAUCUUUAGAGAAGUAUGAACUUCCUGGACUUAAGUUAUUCACGAUGAAUUCAUCUAAAAAAGUGGUAGAACUAGGAAAAUCCAAAUAUCAAAUCACCAAGGAUCGUGAUGAACAUGUAUAUGACUUAAACGACGGUGUAAAAUGUCAUGAAGUUAAGUAUCAAGACAAGACUGUGUGGAAACGUGAGAGUAAUUCUGAUAAAUAUCCUUUGUACAUUGCCUACAAAAUUGAUACUGGUAAAUUUGUUAUUACAUUUGAAGAUGGUUUUAUUGUAUUUGAAUUUGAAGAUGAUAAGUGGAAAGGAAAAGUACAUAGCUUAAAACAAGGAGAGGCACUUCCAGAAUCCAAAGUAAUGACCGCAGUAAAGUCGGCAGUCUUAGACCUCAAUGAUCUGCAAAAUACCAAAAUGUAUGAUAUGGUACAGACUGGUAAUGUACGAACCUUUACCCCUAAGGAAGCUGGGUUUUUUAGUGGAGUAAUAAGGACAACUGGUCAAGACAAAGCUGUCUGGACCGUUAUUUGGCAAAUACAAGGAGAUUUCGAACUUGCAAAUAAGAUUUCAUAUGAAGAUUUUGGCAAGGGAAAACAAAUAUUGAUUUUAGAUACUAGAUCUGGCAUAAAGAUGUUAUACAAACCCAAUCAAAAUGCUUAUUGGAAAGAGGUCGCUGAGCAACCUCAAAACGCUUUUGAAACUAUUGGAGCCGUAACUACUCAAGAAGAAAAGGUUGAUAUGUUUGAAUUGGAUAUCCUUAAGCCUAAGUCCACAAAAGAUUGUGAUUAUACAGAAUUCGAUACUGAAGAACAACCUAAAGAAGAAGAAAAAAAACAAAUUGAAAAUGCUAGAAAAGCCUGGAAGAAAAAAGAUGAUGUAAACCAACAACGUAGACCACCAACUUUUAAAUAUCAGAACUAUGCUGCAAAGCCAAAAAAGGGGAUCUCUAACAUUAUAGAUUCCGACACUAUCGAAAAAGGAGAGGAUGAUGAUGAUCCAGGAUUUGAUGGAUCUAUUUGGAGGCAAGCAAACCUUACCCAGUACGCUACCCAUAUAUGUUUCAGGUAUACACCUAAAAGGUGUCUGGCAGUACUUCUUUCAUCCGGUAAUUUCCUUCUUUAUGAGGAGGAUAAAAAUGAAGAUUUAAAUGAUAUCACUUCAAAAUCUAGAGGUGAAUUCUUCAAACUGGCUUUCUACACCAAAGAAGAAGAUAAUAAAACAUAUCGAAAGUUAAAAAUAGAGGAAAUCACCAGAUCUCUAUUGAAUUUGUCGUACAUAUUCACAUUUGAUAAUAUAGAGUGUCACCGAAUUACCCACGAUAAUAAGACUAUCUGGAGGCAUGGUGUAGAUUCUAACUUUGGAACAUUAAAAUCAGUUUAUUUUCAUCUUCUUGAUUACAAGGUAUCUGUUGAAAACACAAGUGGUGAAAAGAAGGAAUUAGAUAUACAGCAGGUAAAAAACUCCAAAAUUGAUGAUUCAGAUCCUAUAUUACAAGCUCUUAAACAAACGACGGGCGGUUCCAAAGAACAAAAAGAUAGCACCACUGAACCCACCCCAGUCAUUGAAGAUGAAUCAGAGACAGAUAUUCCAGAAGCCGAUCUUACUUCUCUGAAUAUAAACGAUACGAGCAGUUCUUCUAAGUACCAAUGUUCUGACAAUGGAAUUUAUAAAACCUUCACGGCAAUUCAUGGACACGGAUUUAACAAAGUAACGAUUCCAAAAACGUUCGGUUCAGACACUAUAUGGGAAUCAUCUGGAAGUGAUUAUGCAAUCAAGGUUAGAUUAAAGGAAAAUUCAACUGGUGAAAAAUAUAUGGUCUUAUUGUUGGUUAGCAAAAAAUUCAAAUUUUUCUAUUCUUCCGGGAAGAAUAAACCUUUGGCAGAUAAUACGGCUGGUAAGAAGUCUUUUAAUAAUAUAAAAUUGUUCUAUAAAAAUGAAACCAAAUGCAUUUAUGAAGAACUAAAUCCUAGAUUGUAUACCGCAGCUUUAUAUCAUCUAUCACUCGGAUAUAAACCUAAAGAAAGAGUAAAGUUCCAUCUAAUUAAAUUUGGUGAUAAGUAUGUUUAUAGUUAUGAUGACAAUCAAGGAUUUGGUCAUAUGAAGGGUGUGUAUGUUGAUCUCGUAGAAAAUAAUUUGUAUGUUGUUAACACCGAUGAUCAAACAAAGGAAAUAGAUAUCGAGAAAGGAGUCUUAACUCAACCUACGAUAACUCCCGUUAAAACUAAACCAGAACCACCCCGUGUAACAACUCAGCCUGAGAAAGCCAAGAAAACUCCAGUUACACCUCCAGAGACAACACCUUCUGAACCUGAGACUUCCCCAGUACCGGAGGCAAAGGCAUCUCCCGUAACUGCUCCACCCACUACCCUUAUCACUCUUAAUAUCGAUAACACUCAGUCCACCAGUGAAUUUGACUACUCCAAGGAUGAGAAUUAUCAUACAUACACUCCUAAGGAUGAUCAUGUGUUCAGUAAAGUGACCGAGAAAAAUGCUGUCAUUUGGGAGUGGAAAGAUACCAUUUAUGCCAAGUUUGCCAGGAUCAGGCCUAAAGAAAACGAAAAAUACUUAGCCAUACUCCUCACUAACAAUUCAUUUAAACUAUUCCAUCAGUCUCAUGGCAAAACCUGGACCGACAUUACCAAAGAUAAGCAUGAUAUGACUAAAUUGAGGUUUUAUGGUGAAGGUGACGCUGUCCUUAAGUCAACCCAUUAUACAGUUAGUAUUGUAGACUUAUCGUUUAAUUACGCAUUCAACGAAGGAGUUAACUGUAGGAAGAUCAAUUAUGAUGAUAAUGUCGUCUGGAAUCACUCUGAUGAUAAGAAGUUUGAGUUUAUCAAGUCAUUCUCACUGGGACUCGUGUCAAAUAAAUUCUUCGUUAAGAAUAACUCUGGUGAACUUAAGAAGAUAGAAUAUGAGUCUGAGGAGGUAAUUGAGCCUGAAGUUACAAAGGAAGUUUCAGCUCCAGUUACUGUGGAAGCUAAGGAACCUGAGCCAACCGAGGCUGAGGAACCAGCUAAAGAGGCUUCGGAACCUGCCAAAACUACACCCAUUGCCACAGCGGAACCAGUUCUUAAACCAAAACCUGCCACUAACCCUGCCACCCUUGAUAUAGAAAAGACUCAGUCCACAGCCGACUUCGAGUACUCCAAGAACAGUAAUUAUCAUACAUACACCCCUAAGUCUGGGCAUUCAUUUACUAAGGUUACCGAAAAAGAGAAUGUUAUCUGGGAGUGCAAAGAUGGCAUACCUGGGACAUUAGUUAGAAAGAAGAAGGAUGAAUUUUUUGUUAUCCUACUCCAGAACAAUGAUUUUGUACUAUUUCAAAAGACUAAGAAACAGCCAUGGACUGACAUUACUAGCCAGAGGCACAAUGUUACUGCACUGAAAUUCUAUGGUGAAAAUGACACUGAACUAUCUACGUCUGACUAUUUAGUUACCGUGUUUGACUUCACAUACAGAGUCACAUUCAAGGAUCAAAACAGCUGCAAGAAAAUUAAGUACGGAGAUGAUGAGAUUUGGAAAUAUAAAGAUAACGCAUGUAAGCACUUUGAACUAGGUCUUGUUUCAAACAAAUUCUUCGUCUGCAAUAAUGAAAGAUCACAAAACAAUCUAAAUUUCAAAGGACCGAUCAUUCCUCGUGUACCUAAAACGACACCAGUUGAGGUAACUGCUGCUACAACUGUUACUCAACCAAAGACAAGUCCUCCAACAAUUACGCCAACUCCAGCUACAACUGAUACUACAGCUCCAACUCCAACCACUACAUCUGAUACAACUUCUGCUCAACCAAAGGUAACUCCUCCAACACCUGCUCCAGCUACAACUGCCACCACUCCUGAACCAGCUAAACCCUUGCCCGUUGACAAGUCCAUUGUUCUCGAUAUUGAGACCACUACUGGUACCAGUCAGUUUGAGUUUUCUGAGGCUAAUUAUAUUAAGACUUUCAACGGGAAGGACGACUGUGUGUUUGACAAAGUGUCUGAAGGUCCCACGGUGGUUUGGGAAUCAGAGGGUGUGUCUGGUACUAUGGUGAGAACCAAACUUUUCAGUAAUAAUGAUAGAUUUUUGGUCAUACUACUCAAAAAUGAUACGUUCAUGGUGUUUCAAAAACCGUCUGGUGGAGUGUGGAGUGAAAUCACUGGCAGUAGAUGUGACGUUAAGAAGUUGAAGUUCUACGGUGAAAAUGAUAAAGAGAUCACGGCGAAGGAUUAUAAGAUUACCCUUUCCGAUCUUUCAUUCAGUCAUAUGUUCAAGGAGGGAGUCAAAUGUGAGAUGGUCAAGAUGGGUGAAGAAGUUGUUUGGAGCCAUACGGAUGAUAAAAAGUUCGAAGACAUAAUGUCAUUUUCACUAGGCCUCGUGUCAAAUAAGUUUUUUGUCAAAAACAGGAAUGGAGAACUUAAGAAACUGGAACCCAAACCAGUUGUUGAACCCGUUCUAACUAAAGCGGAAUCCGAUAAAGUAACUACUACUGGGCCUAAGCCAGUUGUUAAACCGGUGAAAGAGGAAGUUAAACCCCCAGUUCUUCUGACUGGUCAGGUAACUAGUGCAUUCCAUUCUAAACUGAAACUUUAUGCCUCGGAUCCCGUUGACAGUGGUAAGACCGUUCCCCUUGAGUUUGAGGUGCUUGAUUGUAUGGGAAUAUACAUCCGGCCCAUUUCCUACAUCUCUAUACUUUAA